This is a messenger RNA of Alternaria infectoria, 969 nucleotides long. RefSeq lists its product as uncharacterized. Bases 1 to 969 code for a protein of 322 amino acids. The transcript is spliced from 3 exons. The record is from RefSeq and is a predicted model, not a curated record. Lineage: Eukaryota; Fungi; Ascomycota; Dothideomycetes; Pleosporales; Pleosporaceae.
AUGGGGCGCAGACACGAUAGGAAAGAGCAGGCGAGGCAGCUGAAGGAGCUGCAGGAGAAGAUGGCGGAGAUGCAGUUGGCGGAAAUGGAGCGUGUGCGGAAGGCGGAGGUUGCGGAUGAGGUUGCGCGAGUGCGCGCAGAGGAAGAGAAGGUGCGCGCAGAUCGAGAGAAAGAGAAGAGGCGGCGAAUGCGUGCGGAGAAGAAGGCUGCGGACGCAGCGUAUGAGGCUGAUCUGGCGGCUGUUCUAGCGAACGCAGAAAAGCUACUUGCUGCCAAUCAAGAGAAGUGGAGGCAGCAAGAGCUCGUGCUAGAGGAGGAGAGGCGUGCGAUAGAGGUGAUGGAUCGUGAGAUGGAGGAGCGGGCUCGCCGGCGAAAGCAGCUCCUGAAGGAGAACGAGGAGAGGAGGGUGGCGGGUGAGGAGGAAGCCAUCUUGUCACGGAAGGUCGGCGAGAAAAUGGCUGCCUUCAAUGGUGCUGCCAAUUUUCUUGGGUUUCUGUAUGAUACCUAUCAGCCCCGCGCCUUGCCAGACGUCUCCGCCGCCGACAAGGUUGCCGCUGAGAAGGCCGCCGCCGAGCAGCUCAACUCCCACGGGCGCUCCGGUGGCUUCGCCUCACGUGGUAGUCAUCGUGGUGGUCGUCGUGGUCUUGAUGGUCGUGGUCGUCUUAGUGGUCGUGCUCGUCGUGUUGAAGCUCCUGCUCGGCCGGACAAUUCGUCUCAGUAUGCCCGGGACUUUGUGAGCGAAGCCAAGACGGAUGACGUGCCUACCGCGGAGAAGGCAGCAGAGGAUCGUAAGAAAGCAAAAGCGUGGCAGACUGCAUCUGAAGCAGCUGCUGAAGCCUCUUCGCCGACACUUGCCCCCGCUGCUCCCGCCGCUUCUCAGGCCGCACCCACGCCUGCCGCCACUUCCGUUCCCCUCAAUAGCAUCAAGCCCAGCGAGGAAGACAAGCGGGCGGCGUUGGAAGACGACUGA